AUGAAUAAUCUCUUAAUAGUACUGAUUCUUUUGGGUCUAUGCAUCAGCUUAAGCAACGGUUUCCGCAUGCUAGGAGGAAGCACAGUCACGUUAAGCAACCAGUUGGAACACAACAAACUCCUCAAGGUUCGUUGUAACAAUGAUGAGGGGGAGCAGAUUGUGAAAAUCGGCGAAGAAUACGAGUUCACUUUUGGUGAUAACUUUCUUGGAACGACCCUAUACUCGUGUAAAUUGGACCAAGGUCCUAAUUUCAAACAUCACCAAGAGUUUGUGGCGUAUGAUGCUACGUGGAGCAAAGCUCUUGAGGUUACAUGUAAGUGGAUUGCUAGAGAAGAUGGUAUCUACUUUUCUCUAGAUGGAAACUCUCCUCUGAGGAGAUAUGAAUGGGAUGGUCCUCACCUCUUCAUAAACUAG
Molecule: messenger RNA, 414 nt
Organism: Raphanus sativus (radish)
Lineage: Eukaryota; Viridiplantae; Streptophyta; Magnoliopsida; Brassicales; Brassicaceae
Product: S-protein homolog 9-like
Exons: 1
Coding region: 1-414 (137 amino acids)
Source: RefSeq, a predicted model, not a curated record